Xylona heveae TC161 is the source of this 2273-nucleotide messenger RNA. RefSeq names its product Zn(II)2Cys6 transcription factor. Gene Ontology annotation, biological process: positive regulation of transcription by RNA polymerase II; DNA-templated transcription. NCBI's taxonomy places the organism in Eukaryota, Fungi, Ascomycota, Xylonomycetes, Xylonales, Xylonaceae. The transcript has 9 exons. The record is from RefSeq and is a predicted model, not a curated record. Gene Ontology annotation, cellular component: nucleus. Gene Ontology annotation, molecular function: zinc ion binding; DNA-binding transcription factor activity, RNA polymerase II-specific; sequence-specific DNA binding. The coding region runs from base 20 to 2203 and encodes 727 amino acids.
CUAUCACCAGGCGGCAGAUAUGCAAGCCGAAGCCCGCAAAUUAAGAAGAACUCCUAACGCAUGUAUUCCAUGCCGUCAGAGCAAAGUGAAAUGCUCUGGCAAUGAACCAUGUACCAGCUGCCAACGGCGGCUUGUGAAGUGCCGGUUUGCAGAGGAAGGCAACAAAUUGUUGGUAUCGGAGAGGUAUAUCCAAGAGCUACAGAACCAGGCGAAAAAUCAGCAUUGCGGAACUGGAACGAAACGCUCCCAUGACACAGCUAUGGGAUCCGGCGAUGAAAUUGAUAAGGUAACAGACGGCCAAUCUAGAGAACUGCAACCUUCCAGCUGGAGCAACAAUGAGCACAGCAUAUGGAGAAACCCAUUUACAUUCCCCUCUAUGACUAUAAAAAAUCCCUAUAAAGACAACCGUACCUGGAUUUGGCUAGCUCCUUCAUCAGUAUGGUCGUUCACUAGGCGGCUCACAACCAUGAUAACCGAGAAGCUUGACCUUGAAGAUUCUUACAGUAGCCCUUUAUUCAAAGAUGGAGAUAUUUACCAAUUAAGUUGGAAACUAUCCUCUGAUGAUAGCCUUCCUGAUAUCAGUGGUAUCCCACCGAUUGAUUAUGCGCUGUAUCUCUUCAAUACCGUCAAAUUCCAUCUCGGCCAGAACUAUCGAUUCUUCGAUGAAGAGGCGUUCAUUACCCAUAUGCAGGAAUUCUACUACGGGUCGGCUAUUAAAAAAGCUACAGAAUCUCGGCUUUGGUUUGUCCAGUUCCUCUUGGUCCUUUCAUUUGGAAAAGCUUUUCUGUCGCGAUCAAGGAACCCUAGGGAUCCACCCGGCUCAAAGUUCUUUGUUCGUGCCAUGUCCCUCAUGCCUGCGCAUAGUUCUCUGUUUAAGGAUAGUCUGCUGGCAAUUGAGGUUCUGGCUCUUGCUGGAUUAUAUUUCUAUUCAAUUGAUCAAAGAGAGUCGGCGCAUUUAUACGUAGGUCAAGCAAUACGCAUAGCGCAGUUGGAAGGAAUGCACACCGAGCUGCCUGAAGAGGAACUUGGCGCGGCAACCCUGACCCGGUGUCGCAACCUCUGGUGGACUUUAUACAUCAUGGAUCGACAUUUUUCGUCAUCGGUAGGGCUUCCAAUGAGCACACAAGAUAGCGAUAUUGCUACUUUAAUCAAUCCGCCGGGUAUAUCUUCACAACGAGAUACGACUCUCAGUCUACAAGUGAAGUUGUCACGCUUACUGGCCUUUAUCCUGACUACUGUAUACAAAUCAGUGAAAAGUCCAAUGAAGACGUUUCUCGAGACCACGCAAUCUAUAGUGAAUACUAUUGCUGGACAUGCGGAAGAAAUCGAGAAGAUAAUCCACGUCAAAUUCCAGAGCUCGGUAGAUUCAAUGCCCAAGGGGACGCGCCAUAUAACUCUAUUAUAUCACCAGUGUGUCAUUGUGGCAACGCGGCCUCUUCUUCUUUCAGUGCUCAAUGAAAGACUAGAAAAGUUAGAUGACGGCGGAGCGGACUGGCAAAAUUUCUUGCCCCGUACGAAGUCGUUAAUCUCCACCGGUAUCAACUCAGCUAUAAAGACACUUGAGAUAUUGUCUGCAUUAGUCGAGGACAGUCUUCUUGAGGGUUUCCUGCCAUUUGACCUUGAAUUUACAUACGGAUCUGCCGUGCAUCUGAUAAUGGCAAACACACUCUUCCCCAACAUGAUCGACGGACAGAAUACCUAUAGCCAAGACGCACAUUCGAUUCUGGACGAAAUCAUCUGCAAGGGAAACAGAGUUGCCGAAGUGCGGAAACAAGAAUUAAUUUAUCUCGAGGGCUUGUUUCAGCAGCUUGCCACGCGUGUAGACCGGCGGGGAGAUUUCCAAAGCUCUUUUACGCCAUCUGUCCUUGACAAUAAUGUGCAGAUAAUCGAGCCAAAAGAUAAAAGUUCUUGUGAAAAGGAGGACGAGCAGCAGCAGCAGCAGCAACAACAAGAACUCCCACAACAACCACAACCACAGCAGAAAGCAUCUAGGACAUCUCCUGAAACACCAACAACUGCCACUCCUCAAUCAGUCACAGCCGCCUCCGGAGACCCUCAUCAAUUAUCUCCCGCUUCGCUAAACCUACAAAUGUCGUCAACUAAUAUCGAAUAUCUCAACAAUAUUCGAAUCUCUUCGUGUGAGAUUCUCUCGAUCAUGGACCAGAUUGGCAAUCAUGAACAAGACUGGGAGGCAGGCGUUUAACAGAUACUUGUUUCAUUCAUUAACAUUACAUGAACAUGGCAUUGCUUAGCUCAGUAGCCAAACGAAAGAC